CAGCCAAACAUUUAGGUUUUUCUUCUUCUCUGUUUAUUUGUCGUGGAAAAGUAACCCUAGUCUUCAGAAGCUGUUCGGAAAAACAUGGUGCAGCGUCUCACUUACCGCAAGCGCCAUAGCUAUGCCACUAAAUCCAACCAGCACAGGGUCGUUAAAACCCCCGGUGGCAAGCUCGUUUAUCAGAGUACUAAGAAGAGAGCUAGUGGACCCAAAUGCCCUGUUACUGGAAAGAGGAUUCAAGGGAUUCCACAUUUAAGGCCAGCUGAAUACAAGAGAUCUAGGUUACCCAGGAACCGAAGGACUGUGAAUCGUGCAUAUGGUGGAGUGUUGUCUGGAGGAGCUGUUAGAGAAAGAAUUAUUCGAGCUUUCUUGGUUGAAGAGCAAAAGAUUGUCAAAAAGGUCUUGAAGAUCCAAAAGGCAGAGGAAAAACAAGCUUUGAAGGGCUGAGUUUUGAGAAAAGGGAUAAAGAACUUUUUGGGAGAUUUUAGGUUUGAGUGAUUUUAGUAAAGCACGAAAUUUGUUAGAGCUGUUUCCAUGUCAUGUUAAUUUUGUGUUUAUUUGGCUUCUUUAAAAUCUUCUAGUGCAACUGUUAACUUUGUCGACAACUCCAUUAUGAUACAGUUUUGUGUGUUGAUUCUCUCAUGCUGGAUUAUUAAUUUUCACUGUCGGUGUAUUUGUACUUUGCUCAUGAUCUUGUUGCAGUUGGAAUAUCUCUACUUUCUCAAUGCAGUUUUACUGAAGGAGCAUUGGUUUUGUAGCUAGAAAGGACAAGCAAGCUGUUGAAUAGUAUUGGUUUUUGAGAAGCCCAAGAGCUAACGUCAUGGCUUGUUUGGACCACUUUAGAUAAGCAGAUUUUGUGGCAUAAGAAUGAUUAAUUUUGUUGAGGGAAUGAAUCAAGUCAUUCUGUGUUGGGAGCCAACCUUUUGGAUGAAGAAACCACUGGUAUUAAAGUGACAUUUGUUUGAAAUCUACUGCAUCUUCUGCUCAAUAGUUUUCUUUUUCUGCUAUACCCAUUAAAUAUUAUUUACCGUUAGUGAUUUGGUUGGUUGAAUCAGCCGUACCCAAAGUGGGUAUGCUUAUGGUUUAAAAGUUAUUUUGUGUAAUCAUCUCUCUAUACAAGAUUCCGCUGGUUUUAAGCAGCCGGAACCAUAACCCGGAGGUUUCACUGGUUCAAUCACUCCUGACUUUUAAAAUAUUUUAUGAAGCAAUCUAUUUGAGUAUGUUUAAUUUUCUGAUCAACAGUGGUAUAAAAAAUUCCACGACUAUGGAUAUGUUACUGUUUUGUGG
Messenger RNA from Abrus precatorius (Indian licorice), 1287 nucleotides. RefSeq names its product 60S ribosomal protein L34-like. Gene Ontology annotation, biological process: translation; ribosome biogenesis. The record is from RefSeq and is a predicted model, not a curated record. Lineage: Eukaryota; Viridiplantae; Streptophyta; Magnoliopsida; Fabales; Fabaceae. The transcript has 4 exons. Gene Ontology annotation, molecular function: structural constituent of ribosome. Gene Ontology annotation, cellular component: cytosolic large ribosomal subunit; ribosome. The coding region runs from base 85 to 447 and encodes 120 amino acids.